AUGUCUGGAACUGAUCAGUCUCACGCUACCGGCGAGUCCAAGGUACCCCAGGGCAUCCAGCAAAAUGCUCCCAAGGAGGUCGAGAACGCUCUCCCCAACCAGGUCCACAACACUGGCUCUCAGAGCCAGUCUCACGCCACUGGUCCCUCUAAGGUUCCCGAGGCCAUUCAGAACGUUGCCCCCAAGGGUCUUGAGGAGGCUCUCCCAGAAUCCAUCCACCCCACAAACAAGUAA
This is a messenger RNA of Aureobasidium vineae, 234 nucleotides long. NCBI's taxonomy places the organism in Eukaryota, Fungi, Ascomycota, Dothideomycetes, Dothideales, Saccotheciaceae. The record is from the annotation of a GenBank genome assembly.